Diachasmimorpha longicaudata is the source of this 1123-nucleotide messenger RNA. RefSeq lists its product as uncharacterized. Lineage: Eukaryota; Metazoa; Arthropoda; Insecta; Hymenoptera; Braconidae. The record is from RefSeq and is a predicted model, not a curated record. The coding region runs from base 626 to 1123 and encodes 165 amino acids. The transcript has 3 exons.
AAGGCAGUUCGAUGGAACAAAACGUAAGGGACUUGUCCGACUCGAAUAAUAAACAGAAUAGAAGCCCUUCUCCUCCUAAAAAGCGUAUCCGACGUUACCUUCGACCAAUUAAUUCAACCGCAAGAAUACGACGGAGCAUUGCCAAAAACGCGGGUGAAUUCUAUGAAACUUCCAAUGGCAAAGUCAUAAGAGCACGUCAGCGUAGACCACUCGAGAAUUGUAGAAUGAAGUGUGCGCAACGAAUAUCUGAUCAUUCAUGUGAGUCACUCAGCGUUGGAUAUUGGAGUCUAAGAGCAGUCCAUUGAAGCGACGUAAUAGGAAUAUCUCUCUGAAAUAUUCAGUCUCUAUCAAGGGUGAAACAGUCCCGAUUUGUAAAGCUUGUUUUCAAAAAAUUUUUGACAUUUCAAACACAUUCAUUGCUACGAUUGUAGCAAAGAAACUGCAAACUUCAAAUGGGAUUCCCACAGAAGAUAAAAGAGGGCAUCAUCCAUCAACCCGGAAAUUAUCUAUUUCAACGCGUGACACUAUUCGAAAUCACAUACGGAGUUUCCCGGCUUACGAGUCGCACUAUGCUCGCAGCAAAAACUCCAAGAAAUUCCUGCCUUCUCACUUGACCCGAACUCACAUGUUCAAACUGUAUGAGGAAGCACAUCCUGACCAUGCCAUUUCCAGAUGGUCAUAUGACCAAGAGAUCAAGGCGCUUGGCUUGUCAUUCAAGGAACCGAAAAAUGACACGUACAAAACCUGCGAUCAAUUCCAGAUUCAACUGAAAUGCGCUACUACCGAGUUGAAGAAGACUUAUGCGAAAGAACAACUGGAAUCUCAUUUGAAUAUGGCCAAUGCACCAUACAGCAUGAAAGCCACUGACAAGCAAAUCGCCAAAAGCAGUGACGGUAGGAUAAUUGUCACGACGUUUGACCUGCAGCAGUGUCUUCCAACCCCGAGCCUACCGACUGGACAAAUAUUCUAUUCCAGACAAUUGUGGACCUUUAAUUUAACAUGCCACCGUUGCACUGAUGGGCACACUCGAAACGAGUGUGAUUCUGAUCACUCUGCCAUUGAACGGACGAAGCGGAGGACGCAGCACAUUUAUAUACCAAGAGAUUACUAUAACAUCGUGUGA